AUGGACGGCAACUAUUACAAGAAGCCUUAUGAGGACCAGUUCGCCUUCCAUGCUAUGACGUCCGAGGCGCCCAUUGGCCAGGCCUACACGACUGAUGAGGCCAUUCCCAUCCUGGACUUGGACACCAGUGAUCACCGACAAGGCUACUACAACUAUCAAAUGAUGUUUGAUGAGGCCGCGUCACGGAGAAUCUCGGGGUCAUCUUUCUCCAUCUCCACAUCCGACAUGGUUCACGACGACUUUACGACCGCCAUGUCAGACGCUCCUUCAUACUGCUCGGAUUACCCUCCCACCUCUAACCGUGAUUCCUGGAUGUCUUCGACGCACCUCUCGCCUGUUGCAUCGCCUCGCAUGUCGGCUCAGGGCCGAUCUGACCUGGUUAGAGCGCAAAGUCGCGGUCGGGCGUCUCCCUCGCCCCGGCCUAGUGUGCGGUCGGCCCCCUACAAUGUCGACGUCCCUAGGAACAACAAGAGAUGGUCUACUGGCUCCUACGGAAACCCGUCGAACCGGCGACCCAUGCACACGCCGCUCAUGUACAAUCCCGGACCCGAGACUCACGCCGCCCAUCAUCGCAUGUCUCGUGCCCUCGCCGAUCCGCGCGGCAACGGCACGCUGAACUCUGCAUCAACGACCACGCAGCCGCACUAUCUCAUGCCCAGCCAGCCCGUGCUCCAGAGGAAUAGCAUGUUACUACCGACUCAGCUGCCUUCGCAGCUCGCAUCUCAACACACACUUGGGGAGGGACGCCACUUUGACGCCGCCCCACCUCCCCUGCUCUCCCAUGGACUUCUUCGCAUGCUGCAGAGCAACGUGGACUCCCACCCUCUCCGUCGCUAUGCCGAUUUGUCCGACCCUCCGGACCUGUUCAGUUGCUUGCACGAAGAGCAAUUAUCGCCUCCCGAGGAAGACAUGAACCCUUCGGAUCCCGACAUGAUGCCUCGCGAACAAGAUCUGCGGUUCGAGGGCGACUUGUACACACCACGCUGGGUACGUGGGCACGGCAACAAGCGUGAGGGCUGGUGUGGUAUCUGCAAGCCUGGACGAUGGCUUGUGUUGAAGAACUCUGCGUACUGGUACGAUAAGUCCUUCUCACAUGGCAUCAGCGCGGCGACGGGCAGUCCCUUUCAGGAGCCCCUGGAUAUGCGCCGCAUGGACGGCAACCCUGACGUGUGGGAGGGCCUCUGCAGCAGCUGCAACGACUGGGUCGCGCUGGUGAGCAGCAAGAAGAAGGGGACGACCUGGUUCCGCCACGCCUACAAGUGCCACUCGCAUCCCAAAGCCAAGGACUCGGCGAAGCGUCGACGGGAGAACGCCAGCGCGCGUAGCAGCAUGCCGGUCAAGGCGAGCAAGACGGACAAACUCUCCUCCCCCGCGCAUCUCAACUCGUCAAACAAUUUCAACGACAACGGCACCGGCCCGCCGGCCAUGCCCACGCAUCUCCCGCCCCCACCACCUCUCCUAUCUGAAUCUUAUCCCAACAUGAUAUGA
This is a messenger RNA of Emericellopsis cladophorae, 1488 nucleotides long. RefSeq names its product Meiotic expression up-regulated protein-like protein. Lineage: Eukaryota; Fungi; Ascomycota; Sordariomycetes; Hypocreales; Bionectriaceae. The record is from RefSeq and is a predicted model, not a curated record. Bases 1 to 1488 code for a protein of 495 amino acids. The transcript is spliced from 2 exons.